CUUGUUGCAUAUUGCGCGGCGCUGAUUGGCUUGCGGCAAGUGUAUCAAACACAGGCUGCCAAUAUGAAUAAAAGCACGGGCCAAUCUGCCAUAAAUGCCAUUUAGCAACACAGAAGCGAAACCUGACAAGUUACGGAACUGAAUCCAAUCGAUGAUAUAAAUAAAAUACAAUCACAAGCAGAAUAAAGAUGGUCAAUAUGGAGACCGUAAAAUCAACUAAGUUAAAAAGUUCAUUCAGUAUUAGCAGUGUUCUUGGAGAAGACGAGCCCGACGUUAGAGUACCUAGUCCGCCAUCUCCUGUUUCGUCUCACACGUCAGACAUGGACACUCAUAGCGCACACAUGAACGACAAUAAUGACAAUGAAGAAGGGUCAAAGGAUGGUGCCGAUAAGGCAAAGGACAGUGAGCAGAAAUCGGAAAAACCGCCAUUUAGCUACAACGCGCUAAUCAUGAUGGCGAUACGCAGUAGUAUGGAGAAAAGACUAACGUUGAACGGGAUCUACGAAUUUAUAAUGACAAACUUUCCAUAUUACAGAGACAAUAAACAGGGGUGGCAAAAUUCCAUUCGCCAUAACCUUAGCCUGAAUAAGUGUUUCGUGAAGGUACCUCGACAUUAUGACGAUCCCGGCAAGGGUAACUACUGGAUGUUGGACCCAUCCAGUGAUGAUGUCUUCAUCGGGGGCACUACCGGAAAACUCAGGCGACGAUCUACAGCGGCAUCUAGAAGUCGCAUAGCCGCUUUCAAGAGAACUGGCUACAUGGGCCAUCCACCAUAUGGUUUUCCACCUGAUGCUCUCAAAUCUCCAAUGCUGUGGCCGAGUCUUGCAUCAGUGUUGUCCGUAGCGGGACAUCCUGCUCUACGAUACGGGCCCACAUUGCCCGGGUUACCGACGUCUCUACAGCUGCAAAGUCAGGGAAUCGUGAACCCUACCCCGACUGUAACUAGACCAGCCGUUCCAAAUAAUUUCUCAGUUGAAAGACUACUUAGCAAUGAUAAUAAUUUCUCGCCCGCUAGUAGCAGCGCGGGAUCAAGCAGCAUUACGGGGACAAUUCGGGCGUCGUUGCCCACCGGACUUACAAUGCCACACGCUGCAUACUUUCUUCCCCAUCUCGGGGCAAAUCCUGCAGCUUACGCGGACUUGUACGCUGGACUUAGAAGCCUAAAUCAAGGGGCGUUAUCGUCCCUAGCAUCAUACCCUAGUCAUCUUAGUGGAAUACCAACACAUAACUCAACCACAGACUCUGCAUUUAACGCAAUUGCAGCGAGACAAACAUAACAGAUUUCAUACUGAACAACUAUAUUUACAGGAGCUGGGACAGUUAUUGUUUCUAAAAACAACCUGGACACUUUUAUAAAGCCCCGAAUGGACCAAAAUGUUCUAACUUAAUUGUUAUCUGUCUAAAAGAAUUUUUCUUGUUCGAUUUAAAAUGUUAUCUUAAAAUUUCUUUGAUUCAAAACUGGAUAAAUCAAAUUGUUUAAAUUAGCUCAUAUUUUCAACAGGUGCAUUGUUGUUUGAGAGUUAAAUUAGGUAAAACUAAAACAAAUAUUAAAACAUAACAAUACUACAUAAUUACAAGUGUAUUAUUUAUUAGCUAUUUGCAAUUAAAGAACAUUCAAUUGUUUGCCAAAUAAGUAUUAAAGUUUCUAAAUACUUGCUGUUUCAGUUAAUUAAGAGAAAUAUUUUGGUAUAAUCAAAUCAAAAACCACACGAUGUUUUUUCCAACUCUGUGACAAGUGUCAAAGAUUAGUUAAAUUGACCGUUGUCAUUUAUUUUUGAUUCUAGCAGUGCAUUCAGUAUUGACAAGAAUUGAUUGACUUGAUUUAAAUAUGUCGAAGUGUAUUCACCUUCGUUAAUUUGAAAUAUGUUGUAUAUAAACCGUUUAUUUAUUAUGAAAUAAAAUGUAAAAACAUAAAUA
Messenger RNA from Owenia fusiformis, 1917 nucleotides. Lineage: Eukaryota; Metazoa; Annelida; Polychaeta; Sabellida; Oweniidae. The record is from the annotation of a GenBank genome assembly.